This is a messenger RNA of Actinia tenebrosa (Australian red waratah sea anemone), 1679 nucleotides long. RefSeq names its product ubiquitin domain-containing protein 1. The record is from RefSeq and is a predicted model, not a curated record. Gene Ontology annotation, molecular function: protein binding. Lineage: Eukaryota; Metazoa; Cnidaria; Anthozoa; Actiniaria; Actiniidae.
UACUUUCAAGUUCAAUAGUUGAGCAAAAAAAAGUGCCAGGUUAAAAAGGGUUUUUUUUCCUAACUUCUGUGGCCGUAUGGCCACGGUACAUAUCUUUAAAUCGUAGAUCACAUCUUUAGGGAUAAAAUGGGGGGUUGUAUGGGAACAUCGGGAGAUCCUAGUGUCCGUGUUAGCUCGAGUGAAUUCGGGAGUACUCCAGGAGUUACAGUCGGCCGGAAUCAACCUUUGAAGAAAGAGAGACCGUCGUGGAGUUCAGAAGUUCCUCUGACCGAAGGACAACUAAGAAGCAAAAGAGAUGAAUUUUGGGAGACAGCCCCUGCCUUUGAAGGCAGAAGAGAAAUCUGGGAUGCUCUUAGAGCAGCUGCAGAGACCGAUGACCAUACUCUUGCUCAAGCUAUAGUUGAUGGCGCUAACAUAACUUUACCGACGGGGUGUCUACAAGAUGCCUACGAUGAGCUGGGAAAUCGCUACGUGCUACCAAUAUACUGUAUAAGCAAACCAACCAACCUUAUAAAAGAUGAGGAUGUGAGUGGAAAUCUAAAUGAUGAAGUUGAGGAUGAUAAGGAUGCUAAACCAAGUGGACAAGAAACGACAGUUAAACUAAGACUUUCUACAGGAAAAGACAUAAAGAUAGGAGCUUAUACCUCAGAUACUAUACUAAAAGUAAAGAAAAAGCUUCUAAGUGCGGAAGGAGUUGAACCUUCAAAGCAAAGAUGGUUUUAUGCUGGUCGAAUGCUCACUGAUAAAAUGACAAUUGAAGAUGCAAAAAUACAAAAAGGAUUUGUUAUUCAAGUAAUUCUCCCUCAACCAACUCCUGUAGCUAACUAGUAGACUUCAAAAUGCUUAAACAAUAGUUAACAAGUUUAUUGGCAAUACUCCAAAGACUCGACAUUAUACAGUGCAAAUGCCCAACAUGUAUUCAUGGUCAUAUUAUUACAAGAACCAAAGCUAGGAUUUUUUAAAGCCACAUGACAUUUUGUCUGAAAGGAUGGCUUUGAAUGCCAGAAUAUGAUUACUGGAAUCAUGUACCCUUAUAUAAACAUAUCAAGGUAUCCCAGCUUGGCAAUUUAAUUAAUCUUUUGCUUAAGCUAUUUUCAUUCACUGUGUAUGUAUGAAGUACUCUAUAAUGAUGGGCUGAUUUGAAUUACGUGUAAAGUACAGCUAGAAAGACUUCAUAACAAGUCACCAGAAUAUAUACAUUUAGUCUAAACCUACUAAUGGUCUAACACAAAUCCAGCACUCUGAUUGGCUGAGCCACUAGUAGUCUACUAGUAGACUACUAGUAGCAAAAAGUGCAAGUUUUGAAAACCAAAACAAUGGUGGUGAACUAUUGUUUUCACCUAAUUUCAAAAUUGUUUGUAUCCAUUUAAUUGACUGCUUAGUAGGUUAAGACUAAAACAAUUAGACCUCUCGAUCUCAUGGUGUACGAGUCAAUAGGCCAUUCUGCUUUUGACCUCAUGAGCUAUUGACUUGUAGAUCAUUUGUUCAUUGGGUCUAAAUGUUAAGUAUUUUGAGAAAGAAAGUUAAGAAAUAAACCAACCGAUCUUGCCUUUGAAAUGAAAGUGUGAUUUUUCAUAAACUGCAGUAGAAUAAGAAAAUAGUUUGUCACUCUAUUAUUUGCUACAUUUUAUUUUGUAUUAUGCAUGAUAAAUCAUAUCGAUAAAUAAAAUUUCCCUGCA